GAGCCCUUCCAUGAAUCCCCAGAAGAAGGUGGACCUGAAACUCAUCAUUGUUGGCGCCCUUGGCGUGGGGAAGACUUCCCUCCUUCACCAGUAUGUGCACAAGACAUUUUAUGAAGAUUACCAGACCACACUGGGGGCCAGCAUCCUCUCCAAGAUCAUCAUCCUGGAGGACACGACGCUAAAGCUGCAGAUCUGGGAUACAGGCGGGCAGGAGCGGUUCCGCUCUGUGGUGUCCACCUUCUACAAAGGCUCCGAUGGCUGUCUUCUGGCUUUCGAUGUCACCGACCUGGAAUCCUUUGAAGCCUUGGAUAUCUGGCGCGGUGACGUUCUGGCCAAGAUCAUCCCUGUAGAGCAGCCCUACCCCAUGGUGGUGCUGGGAAACAAAAUCGACCUGGAUGACCGGAAGGUGCCCCAGGAAUUAGCCCAAGGCUGGUGUCAAGAGAAAGACAUUCCCUAUUUCGAAGUCAGUGCCAAAAGUGACAUCAAUGUGGUGCAAGCCUUUGAGAUGCUGGCCAGUCGGGCACUGGCGAGGUACCGCAGCAUCCUGGAGAGCCAUCUCACAGACUCCAUUAAGCUGUCACCACACCAGGCCCAGAGAAGAUGCUGCUGACUCCACAGCGGCCCUGGACCUGGCCUUCAACUACAGACUCUGGGCCCAGAACCAGCGGGCAGCGUCUCCCCUGGCUGAGCGAAGGCAGCGGAGGGCUGCCCCCUGAGAAUCAUGGCCGAACUGCAGACCCUGGAGAAGAUAAGGAUGUUCUUGGUGGCCCCGACUCUCCUGCCAGAAGGCACAUCUGGGCAGAGAGGCGAAUGACCUUCAGGUCCUGCGACCCCUCUGCCUGCCCUC
This is a messenger RNA of Ochotona princeps (American pika), 847 nucleotides long. It is a transcript of the gene RAB7B, whose product is annotated as RAB7B, member RAS oncogene family. Gene Ontology annotation, biological process: phagosome-lysosome fusion; endosome to lysosome transport. NCBI's taxonomy places the organism in Eukaryota, Metazoa, Chordata, Mammalia, Lagomorpha, Ochotonidae. The transcript is spliced from 5 exons. Gene Ontology annotation, molecular function: GTP binding; GTPase activity. Gene Ontology annotation, cellular component: late endosome; lysosome; phagocytic vesicle. The coding region runs from base 11 to 610 and encodes 199 amino acids. The record is from RefSeq and is a predicted model, not a curated record.